Molecule: messenger RNA, 3378 nt
Organism: Acromyrmex echinatior (Panamanian leafcutter ant)
Lineage: Eukaryota; Metazoa; Arthropoda; Insecta; Hymenoptera; Formicidae
Biological process (GO): cell fate specification; regulation of transcription by RNA polymerase II; positive regulation of DNA-templated transcription
Cellular component (GO): chromatin; nucleus
Molecular function (GO): DNA-binding transcription factor activity, RNA polymerase II-specific; RNA polymerase II cis-regulatory region sequence-specific DNA binding
Source: RefSeq, a predicted model, not a curated record
ACCGGCAGUGGCGCGGGUCAGUCUGUCGGGCAACCGGUCGGUCUGUCGUUCCCUGCUCGUUUCGCUCGCUCGGUCUGGGAGUGUAAACGAUACAUCAAGCAGCUCCGCUUUUUCGCGCGUGCGAAAGAGAAGCGAAUUGGUGUCUUUGCGUCGACGUAACUUUUCCUCGCGUCCCCAUGCUGUUAAUGGAGUGCUACUCCGGCCAACAUUUGGCCGGCGUCAUUUACUUUUGGAUCACAUUCACUACCGAUCGCCGAUCGCUAAACGUCAAGGCUAGCUAUUUGGCGUAGUUCUAGUGUUGUGCUCCGAUUUUUAUCGCUGCUCCAAUAAGGACUCUGAUCAGUUACAACGUUGUACCGUACUCCACUGACCAUGCAACGAACGCAGCGAUCGUAACCGACCACUCCAUGCCCGAUUCCAUUCGUAGGUUUUUCGUUCCUUCACACACACACGUGCUCCGUCAUCUCCUUGCACGCGAUAUACGCGCGUAUGUCGACAGCGAGGACUCGGAGUUGAUUUGCACGAUUGUAGGAGAGGAUGCUGAUGCCGCUUCAGCGGUAUUCGCGUAUCGAGGAUAGAAGCACAUACGGUCUUCCGGACAGCAAUUAUCAAGAUCGAUAUCGUUUUGACGCACGACGCCCGUAGCGUCACGGCGUCAAACGGAUCCGCCCUGAGACGCUCUCUGACUAGUUUGUCGGUAGACCCCACGUGGCUCAGGAAGCAGCGCGCGAGGUGAUGUUGCUGGAGUCGCGAGGUCUCGCUGGUAGGAAGAGAAACGGACUGACACUGACCUCGUUCGGCGACGGUGGCGGCGGUGGUGGCGGAGGCGGCGGAGGUGGCGGUGGUGCCGGAGGAGCCGGCAGCGAGGAGGACGACGAGGAAUCUCGACAUCACCUCUACCUGGGUAGGAAGAUGCAGGGCGAGGGCACCGCCACCUCCGCGGUAUCUACCGGGCUAUCCGGGUGCGCCGGCGAUGACGGCGACGAGAGCUCGAGCCCGUCGCCGAACAGCAGUCUCCUGAAUAAUCUCAAUAAUAAUUGUAAUUCAAAUCGUCAAUGCGCAACCGACUUCAGCAUCGCUGCGAUCAUGGCGCGGGACUCGCGUCAACAGCAGCAGCAGCAACAGCAGCAACAGCAACAGCAGCAGCAGCAGCAGCAGCAACAGCAACAGCCGCAGCAGCAACCGCAACAACCACACCAUCAUAAACAUUCGCAACAGCAGGCCGUCGGAGGCGGAAAGUUGCAUCAACACGAAAGAGAAGCCAGCGGUUCUGGGGUCGCUCGAGGUGCCCCGCCAGUCUUGGAGACGAUCAAUCCGGAGGACGAGCCGGAAACGGACGAUACCGGAAGCACAAGUGGAAACGGCGUUUCGCCGGUGACGAAUCCUCUGCUUCAAGAACGCUCGAAUUGCGAGGAACUCAGGCACGUGGUGUGUCACCUCGAAACCAAGGAUCUCUGGGAUAAAUUCAAUGAGCUCGGCACGGAGAUGAUCAUCACAAAGACUGGCAGGCGGAUGUUUCCGACGUGUCGUGUCUCAUUCAACGGGUUGAAGGCGGACAGUCGAUACGCGGUCCUGAUGGAUAUUGUACCGGUCGACAAUAAAAGGUAUCGGUACGCAUAUCACAGGAGCUGCUGGUUGGUGGCCGGAAAGGCGGAUCCGCCGGCGCCAGCCCGACUUUACGUCCAUCCGGAUUCACCUUUCACGGGCGAGCAGCUCCGAAAGCAGGUCGUCUCCUUCGAGAAAGUCAAGCUCACUAACAACGACAUGGACAGGCAUGGGCACCUGGUGCUGAACUCCAUGCACAAGUAUCAACCGAGGAUCCACCUGGUGAAGCGACCAGACUCGGGCACGACGAAACCGAUCGUGGACCUCGAGAAGGAGCCGCACAAGACCUUCAUAUUCCCGGAGGCCAUAUUCACCGCUGUCACCGCCUAUCAGAAUCAGCUCAUCACAAAGCUCAAGAUCGACAGUAAUCCGUUCGCCAAGGGCUUUCGGGAUUCUUCUCGUCUCACGGACUUCGAAAGCUUCCCUUUUAGGGAGACGAUGGAAUCAAUGCUGGCAGAACAGCAAACGUUGAGGUUUCCGCAUCGGCUUCCCUUCGAAAUGGAGCAACUCCAGGCAGGCGCCGUGAACAAUCUCAGUCUUGAGGAGAAAGCGUUGUGGGCUGCGCGUUCUCAGAUGCUGCUGAGAGCAGCGGCGGCCGUAGCUGCUACCAAUCCUUACGCUCAGUUGGUCAAUCCCACUUUGGUUUAUCCGGGUGCUUCAGCCGCGGGCACCAGUCAUCAGCAGCAGCAACAUCAACAGCAACAGCAACUAGGUCAUUUAUGGUGGGCCUCUUCGAUUGGAUCUACUAUCUUUGCAGCGGCACAUCAUCAACAGCAGCUGGUCGCGUCCAGUUCCCAGCAGAAUACAACAGGGCCCGCGGCCCCUCGACCACUCUAUCCGUCGCCUCUUGCCUUGGGUCACAACCGAUUUUCGCCCUACCACACGACUGUCCCCAAGUCCUCAACGCCGGCUGCGCCGUCGCCGUCGCCGUCCAGAAGGGCCACGCCGUCGCCUACAGAUAGUCUCAGCAGGGAGGCCCAAGACCUUUCACCCUCGUAGUCCCUCGUGGUUUCAUUAGGAAAACAAUGAUCGCGAUUUUCUUUUAGAGAGACUCGAUAGAUCAAUUUCCUGUGGUUGAACUAGUGUACACUUUUGGAACUUAAAGUGAGAUAUAUGUUUGAUAUUUGGCGAAAAGGAAAGAAGAGAGUCUCAUGCAAAAAUAAAAAGCAGAAGGAGUUUCAUGUCUCAAACAUGUUAUUAAGACUGCAUGAGUUUUUUUCUCAUAUAGAAAAGGAAAUGCGUACAAUUGGAUUGUACAAUUGCGUUGCGUUUUUUAUGGAGGAAUCUAUUCUUCUCGAUGUGAUGAAAGUCAACUUUUCUCGACUAAAACCGAAAUGUAACAAUCAAUUCAUCUUGCAAUAUUCGUCUUCUUUCACUGAAAAACUGAUGAAACUUUUGCGCGCGCUGAUCGAUUUCCAUCGCAUUAUUUGAAAAAUAAAUGUGUAAAAGGAGCCUUAUGUCCAUUUCACCGAAUUAAGUUAAAUCAAGAUUAAAGUUAAUCUGUUUGGUAGAAAUAAGUGUUAUUCGAUUAUAAAGCGGAGGUGCCUAAUAAUAUUUCCUACAUGAAUUUUUACAUAGAUUUUUCAGUUCAGCAAAUUGCGUGCUGAUUAUUUGUCGGUCUUGAAAACACAAUCAUAAAUUGAAACAUGAAUUGUAAUAAGGUAAACUCGAAUAAAAUGGGCAUACAGAAAAGAUGGCCGUUGGCUUUCAGAAUGGCUACAAAAAUGCUUUAUUUAGCAAUUAUUAGAGAAAUUACAGCUCAUGAUCAUAGUA